UCCAAAUGGUGAAGUCCUCGUAUCUUAUUACAAAAUAAAGUUGACAGUUUUCGCCAGGCGUCUCCACCUCGUGAAUCAGGCGCGCUAUCCACAAUGUCUAUUUGUUUCAUGGCACGCGCUGUAUCGUUACCCGAUACGUAUCCUUAGCUCCUAUUCUGCCUCAUCUACAUUUUCUUUGUCGCUUUUGAGUGCAUCUCGCAUCAUAUGCCGUCAGCUAUUGGACCCCUCGAUGGGCGCAAAGCGCGGAGGAAGCGGUGCAACGCUUGCGUCAGGCGCAAGAUCAAGUGCCAUGGAGGCAUCCCUUGUGACUACUGCAGACGAAUGAAGCAGACGUGUGAAUCGCCUACCCUACCGACGACUUUCGCGCCAGUAUUCGUUGGAGAGAACGCCAAUGGGAACCCAAGAGGCAAGCAGAUCGUUCACACGGCUACAGAACGGACCGGCUUCUCCUUCCUGCGAUUUACAGCGCCAACAAUGUAUGACAGUAGUGUUCCUUAUUUUUUCAUGUCGUUUCUGGCGAUGAACAAUCUGUCGAACGAUCGGCUACCGGUAGUCGCGGACCUUGUAAAUCUGAUGGCAGAUGCGCCUGCAUUGAGAGACGCUAUCUCCGCCGUAGCUGUGCAUCAUCGCAAGCAACAAAGUCCGGAAGCCGUACCUCUUGAUGGUUACCAGGCUUUGCAAUCAUAUGGUCGAUCUAUACGACAUGUCAAAGACCUUAUUACAUCGAAAACCUUUUUACACGACCCAUCUGCACUCUGGACCACAUUCUUCCUGGGUCUCUUUGAGUUGAUGCGUGAUUCUACAGGGACCACCUGGUUGUCGCACUUCCUACAUGGAACGUGUGCCAUGUUGAAGCUUCUUGAACCGGAGACUCUGUCACGAGCAGGGCCGAGAAACUCGCAUAGACGGAUUUUCUUCCUCCAAACUCGGAUUUUCGAGAUAUCCCGUUCAUUGAUUUACUCAUCCCCAACAUUUCUAUGGGAUGCAAAGUGGACAGCUGCGAUAGCAAACCUGUGGGAUGGAGACAGUGCUGCUCUCUGGCACCCCAAGGAAGCUCUAUUUGACCUUCUACCCAGCUUCUCGGAAUUGAGUAUCUGUGUACUUCAAUUUGCUCUGAAUGAAACGCAGCUCCCUCCAAUGGUGCACCACAAUCUGGCUCAAUCUCUCGCCGAUGAAGGAUUUGCCUUACAGGAGAAGCUACAAGGGUGGUAUGAAGAGACCCAGUCCUGGGAGCAGAUGUGCAAGGCCGACCAAGCAUCUUCUAUAUCAACAAGCUGGCCUGACACGGAGCUUAUGAUAGGCUAUGCCUAUUACCACGCGAUCAACAUAUACCUUUCAGGGACCUACGACUACCACAAACCAUGGACUGGGCCGGGUGCACCUCGCGCGCCGAUCUUGACUCGCGAUGAGAUCGACUUGCACGUUUCUCGGAUACUCCACCACAGCCGCAGUCUUCUAGCACAUGGAAUAUCAGGCAUCAUUCUGUUCUUCCCGCUCAGGGUAGCUGGUGCCAGAGCCAUCGAUUUGUCAUUACGCCAGGAGAUUUUAAGCCUUUUCCAAUUAACGUCUCAACGAGGCUUCGUCGUAGCCGAGGCUCUUGUGGACGACUUGUUGGAGCUUUGGGGAUCAAAGAACUACCAUUUUUUCAACUAAUUCGGUUUCUUCUGGGGUAUGUUGGCACUCAACGUCCCGUAUAUCGUACCACGGUACCGGUGUAGGCACACGCGUGCUUGUCGCGUGUUUGUGACGACCCAGGGUCGCAUCACUUGGGCCACUCCACAAGACUAAUGGUUCAACAAUCGUUGAUAGCUACUCAAAGUACUAUUUAAGUCGUGAGGUGCACCGGGCUUCGACUUGCUUUCCAGAUUUCCCCCAUCUCGACCACGCAAAAUCAUCCGCUACCUCUUGUUAUUGUUACAGCCAACAAAAUGCCGACAAGAGACUUCCGACAAACAGGACCUCACGAAGUUGCGAGGAAGCAGGACCAUCGGCGAAGCGAUUUGCGCAA
Molecule: messenger RNA, 2008 nt
Organism: Paraphaeosphaeria sporulosa
Lineage: Eukaryota; Fungi; Ascomycota; Dothideomycetes; Pleosporales; Didymosphaeriaceae
Exons: 3
Coding region: 205-1653 (482 amino acids)
Biological process (GO): regulation of DNA-templated transcription
Molecular function (GO): zinc ion binding; DNA-binding transcription factor activity, RNA polymerase II-specific
Source: RefSeq, a predicted model, not a curated record